Prosopis cineraria is the source of this 444-nucleotide messenger RNA. RefSeq names its product egg cell-secreted protein 1.3-like. The transcript has a single exon. NCBI's taxonomy places the organism in Eukaryota, Viridiplantae, Streptophyta, Magnoliopsida, Fabales, Fabaceae. Gene Ontology annotation, biological process: double fertilization forming a zygote and endosperm. Bases 1 to 444 code for a protein of 147 amino acids. The record is from RefSeq and is a predicted model, not a curated record.
AUGGCUUCGUCCUCUUACAAGCUCUUCACUUUCAUGCUCCUCCUUUCUGUUCUGUCUCUAGCUUCGAGUACUACCAUUGCUGUACGGUCACGGCCACCGAGCCAUCUCGGCAAGAUGCUUGCGGCUCGGUUGAAAGUAGCUGGCGGGGACGCGGCUGCCGGCGGGGAACCAAACAAGUGCUGGGACUCGUUGUUCCAGCUACAGGCAUGCGCCGGCGAGGUUAUAUCAUUCUUUCUGAGUGGCGAAACGCACUUGGGUCCAGGCUGCUGCCGGGCGAUAAGGGUGGUGGGUCACGACUGUUGGCCGGCGAUGCUCGGCUCGCUAGGGUUUACUGUGCAAGAGGCUGAAGUCCUGUUGGGAUAUUGUGACGGCGGAGACGAAGACGAGCCAGGGAUACAUUCGCCUGAGCCGUCUUCAGUAGUUAUUAACAAUACAACUUCUUAA